Molecule: messenger RNA, 1473 nt
Organism: Gamsiella multidivaricata
Lineage: Eukaryota; Fungi; Mortierellomycota; Mortierellomycetes; Mortierellales; Mortierellaceae
Exons: 2
Coding region: 1-1473 (490 amino acids)
Biological process (GO): protein dephosphorylation
Molecular function (GO): protein serine/threonine phosphatase activity
Source: RefSeq, a predicted model, not a curated record
AUGACUGUACCCGAGUUCAACAAGCCGGUGACAACCGUUACUGUGAUCCCCACAGCCACGUCAACCAGAGUCCACUGCUUUGUGAGACAGGCUCCUGUCACUUCCUCAGAAGCCAGCCGUGGCGAUCACAACGGCCGCGUUAGUGUACAGCCCACUGGCUUCGAAGGUGGCCUCUUGGUUGGACUGUAUGAUCCACACCUCGGCCCACAAUGUGCCGAAUACCUCCAGCAGCACUUGGUCCCCAUCCUGGACGAAUCGCUCUCGACCCAGCUCGAUCACUCGGACGAUGAUCAUCAUCAAAACCCCAACACCUGUAAGAUUGACCCCACACAAGUGGUCGACACGCUCAAGUCGACGUUCAAGGAGCUUGAUGAACUCUUGCUGGCGACAGCUAUCACCGUAGCAUUGACCCAGCCAGAGACCGCGGACCAGCUUCCGUCCGAGGAAGAACUUAAGAAGACACAGGAAGUGAUUGCGAGGGUCGUGACAGGGUCCACAGCACUGGUCGGGUUCUUGGCACCGCAUACCGCACCAUCAUCAGCUACAACAACAGGAAGUGAGACAAAUGAUGCGGUUUUGAAGCACGACUUAUAUUUGGCGCAGUUGGGUGACUCGGUUGCCAUCUUGGCAGGCUUUGAUGCCCAGGGUCAAUGGACAGCUCAACGAUUAAACCCACCAGAGACACACGAGCAUUCCGUCCGGUACCAGGGCUCGGAGGAAUAUCGCAAGGUGGUCUCGGAGGUCAAGGAACGAGCAUUGACGGUGGAGCAGUUCUUGACGCAACAUAACGGUUCUUCACAGCACGACCAUAACGGCGUGGACACGGACGGAGCAUCAAUAGGAGGGGCACACGAGAGUUUCUUGACGAAGGACGGCAAGUUCUUGGGCCUGCCUGUUACCAGGGCCUUUGGAGACCUUGACUGGAAGCUGGAGCAAGAGGCCCGAUUCUCGGUGGCGACCUGGGUCGAAAAGUCUCUUCGGGCCAAGAUCGACCAGGCCCUGGGAAGUGGUCAGCAACAACAGGAGAGCAACGGCGAAGGCUCUAUGUCAGGUCGGUCACAGGAUGAGGCUGGGAUCAACAAUCUGAGCGACCCUCCAUACGUGAGCGCCGACCCCAGGAUUUCGCGGUUCGUGCUCGAGACGAGGAAACCUUCGCAUCCAGACCCACAGCGUGCAUCGAAUCAGCUGCUGAUUCUGGUGAACCGUGGAUUGCUAUACACCACGGCACAUAGUACCACGAACAGCAACAGAAACGGCACGGAUGCGGGAGGGAAGCCCAACCCGUACGACCAGGCACUGAUCUCGGACUUUGAGCUCUCACGCCUGGUCUCGAGCGCAUUGGAGAAGGGUGAGGAGAACUGUGCAGCUGCUGUGGCCAAGGUACUGGACCAGACACGUAAAGACUUGGGAGUCGCCAAUAGCGAGGGCGAGGAAGAAGGCCUGGAGGGAUCUGUAGUAGCGAUUGUGUUGUAA